AUGCCUACUCUCGCUCUCACAAACUUCAAUAUCCUCGUGGGUCUGCUGGGUGGUUGGGUCUCGCUUUUCGGCCUGGUCUCAUAUCUAUGCAAGGAGAACUACUACCUCUCCGAAGCCCUGAUAUCCCUCCUCGCGGGCGUGGCCUUCUCCCCUUCCGCAGCAAACCUCAUCAGACCGCUGGAAUAUGCCGGCACGGAAGAGGACGUCGAGAGCGUCACCCUCGCCUUCUCGCGCCUCGUCCUCGGCGUGCAGCUCGUCUUGGCGGGCGUGCAGCUACCAAGCAGGUACCUCCGCACGCAGUGGAAACCCAUGGCCCUCCUCGUCGGGCCCGUCAUGACGUGCAUGUGGCUCGCGACCUCCCUCCUCGUCUGGGCCAUGGUGCCGCGCAUCCCCUUUUUGCACGCGCUCGCGGUCGGCGCCUGCGUGACGCCCACGGAUCCGGUGCUCUCCAACGUCAUCGUCAAGGGUCGCUUCGCAGACCACAACAUCCCCACGGAGCUGCAGAACCUCAUCAUUAGCGAGUCUGGCGCCAACGACGGCCUGGGGUACCCGUUCUUGUUCUUCGCCUUGUACCUGAUCAAGUACAUUGGCGACGGUGGCAAGCAGGUCUCUGGAGGUGCGGGCUUGGCGAUGGGGUUGUGGUUCGGCGAGACCUGGGGGUAUACCAUUAUUCUCAGCGUUAUCUACGGCGCCGUCGUGGGAUGGCUUGCAAAGACGUUGCUGAGAUGGGCCGAGAAGCGCAAGUACGUCGACAGAGAGAGCUUCCUGGUUUUUGCAAUCUCUCUGGCGCUCUUCAUCGUUGGAACGUGCGGCAUGAUAGGCAGUGAUGACGUCCUCGCGUGCUUCAUUGCCGGCAACGCCUUUACAUGGGACGAUUGGUUCCGUUUGGAAACUGAAGAUGACUCCUUCCAGCCGACGAUUGAUAUGCUCUUGAACGUCACCAUCUUCAUGUGGUAUGGUGCAGUCAUUCCGUGGAACGAGUUUCUCCACAACAACGUGGUUCCGAUAUACCGCCUCAUCCCCUUGGGCAUUUUGGUUCUGCUGCUGCGGCGCUUGCCAUUUGUCUUUGCUAUUCACCGCUUCAUACCCCAGAUCGAGCAAGUGAAGCAAGCCAUCUUCGUGGGGUUCUUCGGCCCCAUUGGAGUAUCGGCCAUCUUUUAUCUAUACGUCACUAUCGAAUUCCUGCACACGCUGAAUGAGGGCGAUGAACCUCGUUCGGAUGUUGCUCACCUGCCCGAGAUAGUCAGAGUCGUCGUUUGGUUUCUCGCAGUCUGCAGUAUAGUGGUCCACGGGCUGAGCAUUCCGCUUGGCAAGCUCGGCUACUACGCUCCACGCUCGCUGUCUAGAGGCAUAUCUUUUAUGAGCGGCGAAGGCGACGGCGAGGGUCCCGAGGACACUCGACCCUCGUUCCGGAUCCGUGGCAGGGUACUGUAUCCCUUUGGCCGGUCUAGGUCUCAAGGAAUCGAAGCGGCAACAGGUUCGGGUUACGAUACCGAGUCGCGGGCCCAACCACAGUCCCUAUCCCAGUCCGAAACGGAAGGAGCAAACCGGCCCAUCUAUAGAAUCGGCGGCUCAGUCAUCCGCCCGCAGCCUGCGGGCGCGGACGAGCCGGGCGCGGCCCCUCCUUGGACGAAGCGGCCCGGUCGACCGGAACAACGUUCAGACCCCGAAGACGGAGAACAUGUCAAAGAUUCUCAGAGAAAGGUGGCUGAUCAGCAACAUGUGCAGACGCCACCGCCACCAGAGCUACCAAGUCGCACAAUCCGGUUUCCGGACGAGACACCCGCACCUCGGUGA
This is a messenger RNA of Colletotrichum orchidophilum, 1797 nucleotides long. Its product is annotated as sodium/hydrogen exchanger family protein. Gene Ontology annotation, cellular component: plasma membrane. Gene Ontology annotation, molecular function: sodium:proton antiporter activity. The record is from RefSeq and is a predicted model, not a curated record. NCBI's taxonomy places the organism in Eukaryota, Fungi, Ascomycota, Sordariomycetes, Glomerellales, Glomerellaceae. Gene Ontology annotation, biological process: proton export across plasma membrane; sodium ion export across plasma membrane; regulation of membrane potential. The transcript is spliced from 3 exons. The coding region runs from base 1 to 1797 and encodes 598 amino acids.